AUGACCUUUGAUAAAAUCCUACACAAGAGCUCGUCAACUUCUCAAGGCGGCCUCCGUGCCAUGAUUAACAAAGACAACGAGGCUCACAAGGCAGCUGUUGCUGAAUACUUCCAGCACUGGGAUGACAAAAAAGCCGAAGACGAGACCGAAGCCGUUCGACAAUCUCGAGUUGAUGACUAUGCAAGCCUAACUAGACAGUAUUACAACUUGGCGACCGAUCUCUACGAAUAUGGUUGGGGCGAGGCAUUCCACUUUUGCAGGUUUGCGUACGGAGAGAGAUUCGGUCAGGCCGUGGCUCGGCACGAACACUUUCUAGCAAGCAGCAUUGGCAUCAAGCCUGGCAUGAAGGUGUUGGAUGUCGGCUGUGGCGUUGGAGGUCCAGCCCGAGAAAUCGCAAAGUUUACUGGCGCCCACGUUACUGGUUUGAAUAUCAACUCUUACCAAAUCAGCCGAGCAAAGCAAUACGCAGUCAAGGAAAAGCUUACUCACAAGCUUGAUUUCGUCCAGGGAGACUUCAUGAACCUACCUUUCCCCGAUAAUUCGUUCGAUGCCGUCUACGUAAUCGAAGCCACAGUCCACGCACCGAACCUCGAAAGCGCAUACAGAGAAAUCUUCCGCGUUCUCAAACCAGGCGGUGUGUUUGGCGUCUACGAAUGGUUCAUGACAGAUGCCUACAACAACGACGAUCUGACCCAUCGUCAAAUCCGUCUCGAUAUCGAGGAGGGCGAUGGUAUCGCUCAAAUGCUCAAAGUCGAAGACGGUCUUGCCGCCAUCCAAGGCGCAGGCUUCACUCUCGAAACCCACUACGACCUCGCAGAGGACUACGCAAACGAGACCAGCGUUGCUCCUUGGUACUGGCCGCUGGGUACUGAUCUUCGCCACGCGCAGACGCUGGCGGAUGUCUUUACGGUUUUGAGGAUGAAUCGCUUUGGAAGAGAGGUGUCGCAUGCUUUCAUUUGGAUCUUGGAGUUGCUGGGAAUUGCUCCGUCUGGUACGAGGAAGACUGCCCAGAGUCUCGGAAAGGCAGCGGAUGCACUUGUCGAAGGAGGGAAGAAGAAGCUGUUUACGCCAAUGUAUCUGAUGGUGGGCCGCAAGCCGGAGUAUUAUUGA
Trichoderma atroviride IMI 206040 is the source of this 1110-nucleotide messenger RNA. RefSeq lists its product as uncharacterized. The record is from RefSeq and is a predicted model, not a curated record. Gene Ontology annotation, cellular component: endoplasmic reticulum. Gene Ontology annotation, biological process: ergosterol biosynthetic process. Gene Ontology annotation, molecular function: sterol 24-C-methyltransferase activity. NCBI's taxonomy places the organism in Eukaryota, Fungi, Ascomycota, Sordariomycetes, Hypocreales, Hypocreaceae.